AUGUUCGUUGAUGAAAAACAAACAGUUGGAAUUGAUUUAACCGAAAAAUUAUUGCUAAAGCUUGCGGGAAUGACGAAAGAAAAUAAAGCACACGAUUUUAACCGGACCACGGUCGUGUGCAAAGUAGAGGUUUGUUUUUCGGAAUUUUGCGGAGUCAGUAAUUAG
Gongylonema pulchrum is the source of this 165-nucleotide messenger RNA. NCBI's taxonomy places the organism in Eukaryota, Metazoa, Nematoda, Chromadorea, Rhabditida, Gongylonematidae. The record is from the annotation of a GenBank genome assembly.